GCUGAAAACAUGGAUUGCCUGAUAGAAAAUAUUCUCUACGUACUCAUAUUUACCCUAUUUCUUAUAAUCUAUGUAUACUAUAAGAAUGCAUUUAGAUAUUGGAGUGAUAUGGGAGUCCCUCAACUGGAUCCAAGUUUCCCUUUUGGUGAUAUGUACGAUACCAUUUUUAGAAAACAAAAUAUGGGCGACAAAAUCAAACAAAUUUAUGACCGAAUGAAAGGAGAAAGGUACGUAGGGCUGUACUUCUUCAGCCGCAAAGCAUUUUUGCCUUUGGAUCCCGUCCUUAUAAAGGAUAUUCUCAACAAAGAUUUCCAGCACUUCUACGACAGGGGUAUUUAUUAUGACGAGAAAAACGAUCCUCUAUCCGCCCAUCUUUUCUCCAUUGCCGGCCCAAAAUGGAAAAAUCUCCGCGCAAAACUCACCCCAGCCUACUCCCCUGGAAAACUAAAAUACAUGUUCGAUACAAUUGUUCAAUGCGGCCACACAAUGUCUAAAAAACUCAACGAAAUCGCCGAAAAUGAAAAAGAAGUUGAAAUAAAGGAAAUCCUGGCAAGGUACACUACUGACGUCAUAGGAUCUUGCGCUUUUGGUUUAGAGUGUCACUGUAUGACAGAUCCAAAUGCAGAAUUCAGGAUUAUGGGAAAGAGAGCUUUUACACAAAGUGUUGGAGAUUUGUUAAAAAUGAUUAUCAUUCGAAGUUUUCCAUCUUUAGCAAGGCUGUUGAGAAUAGGCGUGUUUUCAGAAAACGUCACAAGUUUUUUCAAUAAAGUAGUGAGAGAAACAAUAGAAUAUCGAGAAAAUAAUAAUGUUACGAGACCCGAUUUCUUACAACUUUUGGUGCAGCUCAGGAAAAACGGACGGCUGGAAGAAGAAGAUGAAUCGAAAAAGCAGCCUCCUGGAACGGCCUUAACAAUGGAAGAAGCGGCCGCACAAGCUUUCAUUUUCUUCUUGGCAGGUUUCGAGACCACUUCAACCACUAUCAGUUUUGCAUUAUUCGAAAUGGCAAUCAAUCAGAAUAUCCAAGACAAAGCUCGCCAAGAGGUUGAUAAAAUUUUUGAAAGGUACCAGAGUGUAACUUACGAGUCUGUGAUGGAAAUGACUUAUUUGGAUACCGUCAUAUUUGAAACCAUGAGAAAAUAUCCGCCCGCCCCGGUGUUUUUAAGAAAAUGUACAAAACCGUAUCCAAUACCAGAAACAAAUAUUGUCAUACCAGAGGGUUUAUCUGUGCUUAUACCUUGCUAUGGUCUGCAUAGAGAUCCGGAAUAUUUUCCAGAUCCGGAGAGAUUUGAUCCAGAUCGAUUUUCCGAGGAGAACAAGUCGAAAAUAUGGGAUUGUACUUAUAUUCCGUUUGGAGAUGGACCAAGAAAUUGUAUAGGAAUGAGGUUUGCGAUGAUUCAAGCAAAAAUAGCACUAUCGCUGACAAUACGUAAUUUUAAUUUUGGACUGAGCAAGAAGACAAGACUACCCUUAAAAAUGGAAACCAAAGGAAUUAUUUUAACACCAAUAGGAGGACUGUGGCUAGAUUUAAAACCAAGAGAAUAAAAAUAUGUUAAUAAUAUAUAUAAUUAGUACCAUCAAUUUUUGUUAAAAAUAAAAUUUUUGAGAAAAAGGUCAUAAUUUUGAAGAAUGAAGUCAAAAUUUGGAGAAAAAGGUCAACAUAUUUAAAAAAUAAAAAAGAAAAAUAUCACCAUCGUUUGAAUGUUCUUCCUCUAAUUUUUAUGUCGUCACGUAGGUAUAGGUAGAUUUCUUGAUAAUUUAAUCCCGAAAAAAUAUUGUUCUCUUGAAAAUUCAUUCAGUUUGUUUUAAUGAGUAUUCAGCAUAUACAGGGUGGCCAUAUAAAACCGAAACAGUCAUUAUCAGGAACUGCGUCAACAUUUUAGAAACAUGCGUGGACGCGUCAAUUUUUGAUUAUACGGAGACAUCUUUCUAUCAUAUCAUCAACUAUCAUACAUCAUUCCUCUCCCCUACAUCACUCUAACCAUUGCAUUUUAAAAAGGAAAAAGGUACUUUUAUGGAGAAUUCAGCGUUACUAGCGGAUCAAAAACUGUAUUUUAAAGUAUGCCAGAACAUACCUACCAAACAAAAAUAUAUAGGUAAUUAAAAAACCUUGCGAAUCCAUAAACUUAAAUCUCAA
Molecule: messenger RNA, 2134 nt
Organism: Psylliodes chrysocephalus
Lineage: Eukaryota; Metazoa; Arthropoda; Insecta; Coleoptera; Chrysomelidae
Source: the annotation of a GenBank genome assembly